Umbelopsis ramanniana AG is the source of this 1535-nucleotide messenger RNA. RefSeq lists its product as uncharacterized. The record is from RefSeq and is a predicted model, not a curated record. Gene Ontology annotation, cellular component: nucleus. Gene Ontology annotation, biological process: DNA damage response. Lineage: Eukaryota; Fungi; Mucoromycota; Umbelopsidomycetes; Umbelopsidales; Umbelopsidaceae. The transcript has a single exon. Gene Ontology annotation, molecular function: histone H3K56 acetyltransferase activity. The coding region runs from base 55 to 1410 and encodes 451 amino acids.
GCCGCAAGCCAGCAAGCCCGAAUCACUCCAUUAUCACAAAAUUCCGACAUUCCAAUGUCGUCUUCAUUCCAAACAGCUUUGCUAAAUGAAUUGUCUCGAUUGCCUCAGGAAGGUGGAGGAAUCUACCGGGUGUACCAUUUCGCUACAAAACCUGUGAUAUGUAAAUAUCCAAUAGAGCUUAGUGGUGGCGGCACGUUCAGCCAAUCUAGCAUGAUUCACCGACUGAUUCUCAUUGCCCACGGGAGCACUAAUCUGGAAUCACCUGCCUUUGUCUGUGGCAUGGAGGUUAUGGAAUACAAGGAAAAGUCAACAGAUCAUGAACCUUCGUUGGUGUAUAUUUCAAAAGUUGACACGUCUGGUUACAAGGCGCCUGCUCCAAUUACCUCGCUUAUGGUAAAAACAUAUCUUUCAACUCAUUCGAAUUGCACUACCCACAUAUUUGCGCGAGCACAACCACAAUACCUAUUCCACAGAUCCGUGGAAAAUCCCUCCAAACAUGCACAAUCAGAUCGAGGACUCAUUGCAUGGUGGCUACGGGUGAUCACAGAUACAUCUUUUUUGACAAAGCUGGACGCGUGGUGGUGUAUCCCAGGAGUGGAUGACCAGGAAAGUGCCAAAAGAGAAACGCGUGUGACACAGGAUCUUAAAUUAGGUCAAGUGAACUGGCAUUAUGGAUAUUCAUACGACGAUAACGCCGAUCCGAAGGCUGUCAUACCCAAGUUUCCCGAUGACGCUAAAGCUAGGCUCUUAAAAUCCUACGCUAAUUAUGACAGCAAGGAUGAUUCUGACGAGGAAGAGGACGAUGAUGAGGAUGAUGCCGAGGAAGGUGGUGAAGGAGACGAUGGCAAGGAUGAAAAUGACACAAAGGGAGACGAAACACCAUCUUCUCCUAUGAAUAACAAUGAUGCAAGUAGCGAUGACGAAAGUGAUGAAGGAUCAACAAAGCAAGCCGCCUCAAAUCCCGGAAAGAUUAAAGACAUUUUGGCUGACGAAUCCCAUUCAAUGACUGUUCGUGAAUUCUGGGAGCUGCUAUCCAUUGGAGAAGAGUGUGGAUCGGGAAAGCUGACGGGAUUUUUCGUCAUAAAAGGAGACCCUGCAGCAAAGGAAAGCGGGGAAUUCAAGGAGCUCGCACAAACACUCUCGAAAGAUCAAUUUACUGUUAUUUGGAACCACUUGAUGGCAUGCGAGUUUACAUCUGACGAGAGUAAUCGCACUUCAACAGCCAAAUUCACAGCACAGAUCAAUGAAUGUCUCCAAUUAGAAUCGGGAUAUUUACCCAUUGAAGCUACCCCUUCCGGGGAGUCUAACGCAGAGAUUAACAAGCCAAAACGCCCGCUGCAACAAGAAAAACCAUCCGCUCCAACGGUCAAUGUAUUGGGUGGUAGUUUCAUUAAACGAAGAAAGACAUAGAUUUGUACAUUGUUAUAUGAGUAAAGUAAAAGCGAGCACUAUUAGACUUGAGGUUGAUCUUCAAAUACAAUGAAAUUUUCCAUUUCACGUCGAGUCUGUUGUUCCCGCAACAGAUUGUACACCCU